Molecule: messenger RNA, 1379 nt
Organism: Zychaea mexicana
Lineage: Eukaryota; Fungi; Mucoromycota; Mucoromycetes; Mucorales; Lichtheimiaceae
Product: endoplasmic reticulum vesicle transporter-domain-containing protein
Exons: 10
Coding region: 265-1272 (335 amino acids)
Biological process (GO): endoplasmic reticulum to Golgi vesicle-mediated transport; retrograde vesicle-mediated transport, Golgi to endoplasmic reticulum
Cellular component (GO): endoplasmic reticulum; Golgi membrane; COPII-coated ER to Golgi transport vesicle
Source: RefSeq, a predicted model, not a curated record
CUUACACGUUUCAAGAUUUCUUUGGUCCAUCCAUCGUGUUGCCCUGUGCUGCUAAGGAGUCUGGGGCACUCUUUAAUUCUUUCCAAAAACAGUAAUUGGGAAGAAACUACCAUAUACUUUGUUUCCAGCCUCCUUUCGUUCCUCGCGUACCACGUCCCUUUUUUACAUUAUUACACUCCACUUUGUUUCCAGUACAUCAACAAAUCAAUUCGGCUGCGACGUACAUCCCUUCUUUUCUUGCUACCAAUUCUAAUUUAAUACGCCAUGGCCAUUAGUCAGUGGGCUCACACGGUGGCUCAAUUCGACGCGUUCCCAAAAGUAGAUGCUGACAAUCAAGCUCGUAGUGAAAAAGGUGGAUUGCUCACCAUUUUACUUGCAUGCUUCCUCGCUUUGCUGUCUCUCAGCGAGUUUUCUGAGUACCGUACACUGCACAACAACUAUCGCUUUAUAGUCGAUCCAACAAUAGAGACCAGCAUGCAAAUCAAUAUGGAUUUAACGGUCGCUAUGCCGUGUCCAGUUUUGCUUGUCCAUGUCUAUGAUGCUUCAGGGUAUCGGAUUCAUUUAACAGAGAAUUUACGCCUGGUGCCAGCACAAUUUUCUACGAACCGUGCUGACCAGGAAAAGACGCAAGAUGCAAGAUAUAUGCAGGAAGUGAUCAAGGCAGCAACUGGCAAACCAUACGACGAAAAGAUCGCUGCCGAAAUGGGUGCCUGCCGUAUCUUUGGAUCGAUCCAUGCAAACAAAGUAGCAGCGAACUUACACAUCACAUCACUCGGUCACGGAUACCAGAGCCACACACACACUGAUCAUAAAUUAUUGAACUUCACUCAUCGAAUUGACCAAUUUUCAUUCGGCAAGCAGUACCCCGACCUUGUAAACCCGCUCGACAAUAGUGUUGAAAUUACAGAAGCACAUUUCGAAGUGUUCCAGUAUAUCUUGUCGAUUGUACCUACAACGUACAUUGACAGCAGCAAGAAUGUAUUAUUGACGAAUCAAUACGCUGUGACGGAUUCUCACAAGGCGGUUUCUGAUCACCAAGCGAUCAAUAUAGUUCCCGGUAUCUUUUUCAAGUAUGAUAUUGAACCGAUCUCUGUGCAAAUAACAGAAAGUCGACAAUCGUUUACACAUUUCUUGGUUCGCCUCUGUGGCAUCAUUGGUGGUUCGGUCGUCACUGUUGGCUUCAUCUAUCGGUCGAUUAAAUUUGUUCUCACGGGUGGAAAAGAAGAUCCUAACCUUUAUGCGCCCACACAUAACCUUAUGCGCAGUGUAUAAAUAAAAAGAGAAAAUGGAGUAUAUCAUCAUCAUCCACAUAUCAUCAUGAAACGACGGAAAAGAACAAAAAGGCUUUAAGAGGUAUCGUUUCAGAUGAGUCAUAGAAG